This is a messenger RNA of Sodiomyces alkalinus F11, 1455 nucleotides long. Its product is annotated as ketoreductase. The transcript has a single exon. The record is from RefSeq and is a predicted model, not a curated record. Lineage: Eukaryota; Fungi; Ascomycota; Sordariomycetes; Glomerellales; Plectosphaerellaceae. The coding region runs from base 131 to 1267 and encodes 378 amino acids. Gene Ontology annotation, molecular function: oxidoreductase activity, acting on the CH-OH group of donors, NAD or NADP as acceptor.
UCCUGUCCUUUAUCUUCCCCGUAUCCCCCUUUCCUCCACAUCUCCAGUGCCUGGUCUUCCCCGACGUUCUAACCUCCGACUCUCCCAAACCCUCUGGUCCUUAUUCUUAGGUACCCAAUACCCCGCAAUCAUGGCUACCAAUGAUUCCCCCCUCGUCCUUGUGACUGGCAUCAACGGCUACAUCGGGUCUGCGGCUGUUCUGCAGUUCCUCGCCGCAGGCUACCGCGUACGAGGAACCGUUCGUUCCCUUUCCACCUACAAGCCCGCCCUUGUCGAGGCAUUCUCUUCCUAUAUUGAAGCUGGCACCCUCCAACUCGUCGAAGUUUCCGACUUCUUCGCCCCCGACGCCUGGGAUCAUGUCGUCCGCGGCGUUCACGGCAUCGCCCACGUCGCAGCCCCCGGCAUGCGCUCGGAGGACACCACCACGGACCCCAACAUCAUCAUACCGCAAGUCCGCGACGGCAUGACCAACCUCCUCCGCGCCGCGCAGUCCCGGGCCGGUCCGCAGCUGAAGAGCGUGGUGCUUCUUUCGUCCCUUGCCGCCAUAAUGCGCUUUAAACAGGACCCGGGCUACCGGUACACCGGCGACGAGUCCGUCAACACUCAAUACAUCGACAUGGCCAUCCAGCGCGCUGCGAAGCCCAAUCCGGGACUGGUGUACACCGCCAUCAAGGCCGCCAUCGAGCAGGCCUUCUUUGACUUUGUCGGCCAGCAGCCGGACGGUCCGGACCGCUCCUCGUCGUCCGCCUUCGCCGGCACCGUCGUCAGCCCAUCUUUCGUCAUCGGUCCCGUCGUCGUCCGGCCGCGCGAUCCCACCGCCUUGCCCGCCAGCGUCCGCUCCGCUUGGCACGUGGUCGCUGGUGGCCCCUGGCCCGCCGACUUCCCGUUCCCCGCUUUCGUCGACGUCCGCGACGUGGCGCGCGCGCUGGUCUUCGCCGUCCAGCAACCCGACCGUGCCGCCUCCCAGCGGCUGCUCCUUAGCGCCUACAGAAUCAAUUUCCAGGCCUACGCUGAUGGUCUUCGCGAAAAGCUCCCCGAGCGACGGGAUGCCAUUCGGCAGGGCGAGCCUGGCGAGGGAUACCCUGCUGAUUAUGUCACUUGGGGUGCUGAGGAGGUCGGGACGGACGGGAGCCGGUUUGUCCAGCUGUCUGGGCAGGACUAUAUCCCUUUUCCCCAGUGCAUUGUCGAUACGGCCAAGUCGUUCCAGCCUUAUAUGGACGAAGGGAAGGAUAAGGAGCUUGGGGACGAGGUUCCAGUUUUGUACUGAAUUUGGUGGUAUUUGCCUCGCGAUGCCUGUGGCUAUAGAAGCUACAACUCAUGAGAUGUAACGAUUUGCCUUCCAUCUGCCUACUGUUUUUGAAGAGGCAAAAAAAAAAAAGAAAGAAAGAAGACACAAGACACAAGACAUCCUUCUUGUCUCCUAGUCCAGAAUAAAAGGGGAAAGAGAACACCCAC